AUGAUCGUGCCGAAUGAAGCCACGGUGCUGAUGGAACACCGGAGGAUCCAAGUGGUGCUCCUUUGCUUCGGCGUGGCGCUGGCCGAGAAGAAGAUCAACCUGGAGGACAUCGAAAGGGACAACUUACGAGCCGAGAGCAAGUCCAAAGUGGAGGAUGCACAAUCCGAAGAGCGGUACCAGGAGAAACUGGAAGUGGCCCAGCAUCGAUACCAGCCUCUUCAGGGCCAGCUUCAGCAGAGCGAUCAGGCCUCGACCUUUGCAGCUUCGCACCAGCCGCAACCCGUUAAGUACACGGUCCACCCGGAAGAGUACAGCGGGAUAAAGUACUCGGCGAACGAGGUGGCGUACCAGCCGCAGAAUUCCAUCCUGCAGGCCGAUCGGCAGAAUCUGCAGCCCCUGCAGUAUUUCGCCGAUUACCAGCAGCAGGCUGAAAUUGGGCAAAAAAGCGUCGCCCAGGGCGCUUAUGAACCGCAGCAAUUGCUCCUUCAACAACCGGAAGUCACGGUCGGCAACCAGAUCCAAAGUACUCAGCAGAAAGUCGUAACCGAGAAGUACCUGAAGAGUCCCAACAAAGACACUCUGUACGUCAACAUCCCGAUGCAUCAGCUGCUGUCCUAUUACCCGGGUUUGAGUUUUGGUCAGGUGCCCUUAACCAAGGGACAGGUGCAACCCCUGUUGCACCGAUUGGCAACGGAAGCUGCGCAGAAGAUCGCGAUCCCAAUCUACAAUCCAGGAUUUAGCAACGCCCAGUUGUUCCCAUCUUCCAGGGUGGCCUACCAAGAGGUCCAACAACCUCAGUACGUGACGUACGGGUCCAAGUACAACCAACAAUCGCAAUUGGCACUCACCUCUAAGGCUCCUAAAGGUUUGACGUAUGCAGCGACCGAAGAUGCGAGGUCCUUGGUGACGCCGGGGGCUUCCACGGUCCCCCUGGCACCUGCAGACCCUGCAGCUGCGGUUUACGUCCAGCAGGAUCAGGUGUACCCCCAACAGAAGAAGUACUCCCAUACCCAGGCCCUUAUAGGGCAGUCUCGACCGCGGUACGAGCUGGUUUACAACCAUCCGGGAUUGCUCUAUUUGCAAAGCCCGGCGUUCAUCCAGGACAACUCUUUGGCGCACAACGGCCAUCAACCGAGCCAAUACAGCCAAUACACCCAACCGCAACAGUUCUACCUCUCGCCUUCACUUCCCGACCAGGUGGCGAAAACUGCUUUGCCAGCGCCGGUCGUUUCGCAAAAUUACGUCAAGAUCCCGGAAGAGCCGAGAACGAGUUUCUCACCGCCCCAGCUACCGGCCCAAAAUUUCGACCCGGAGGACUCCCAACUGCUGACGGUCCCUGAUGGGGGUGACCAUCGUCAGUUCUCGAAUGGUCAUCAGCUCGACGGAGAGCCCAAAUCGCUGCUGGACACGUACGUCCCGAGCCACGUCAUCGCUGCUCAGGACUCCGCCAGGUACCGAGAGAGGCCGAUAAAACUCGAGGGAGGAUUUCUCCCAUCCAAGGGAGCUUUUGGCCACACCUUUGAGAAAGUCAAGGCGGAACCCUAA
This is a messenger RNA of Orussus abietinus, 1545 nucleotides long. RefSeq lists its product as uncharacterized. The transcript is spliced from 7 exons. The coding region runs from base 1 to 1545 and encodes 514 amino acids. Lineage: Eukaryota; Metazoa; Arthropoda; Insecta; Hymenoptera; Orussidae. The record is from RefSeq and is a predicted model, not a curated record.